AAAAAAAAUCUCUUCAUAAUAACUACAUAUUGGUAUGGUGCACUGUAAUGCAACCUGAUGGCGGUAUUUUUAAAAUGUAUUCCUUUUUAUUUGCUUAUUUUUGCGUGUGUUCUUUUGUGUCUUGUCAAGAAUUGCAGGUGUAAGUAUGAACCCACCUGGGAGUCGAUUGAUUCGAGACCUUUGCCAGCCUGGUACGAUCAAGUAAAAUUUGGCAUCUUCAUACACUGGGGAGUCUUCUCUGUCCCCAGCUUUGGCAGCGAAUGGUUCUGGUGGUACUGGCAGAAGCAAAAACUGAAGCCCUAUGUUGAUUUUAUGCAAAAGAACUAUCGUCCUGGUUUCAAGUAUGAGAACUUUGCCCAAGAUUUUACAGCCGAGUUCUUCAAUGCAAAACAAUGGGCUGAGAUUCUUUCUGCAUCUGGAGCCAAAUAUGUUGUUCUAACCACGAAGCACCAUGAAGGUUUCACAUUGUGGGGUUCGAAGUACUCUUGGAACUGGAAUGCUGUGGAUUUGGGGCCAAAGCGGGAUCUAGUGGCAGAGCUGGGGGAUGCCAUAAGGAAUCAGACAGACUUGCGAUUUGGGCUGUACCAUUCGCUCUUCGAGUGGUUUAACCCGUUGUUCCUGGAAGACGCUGCCAAUGUCUUCAGAACCAAUAAGUUCCCUACCACAAAGUCACUGCCUGAAUUGUAUGAAAUUGUGAACAGGUAUCACCCAGAGGUGUUGUGGUCAGAUGGGGAUGGAGAUGCACCCGAUACCUAUUGGAACAGCACAGGAUUCCUAGCCUGGCUCUACAAUGAAAGCCCAGUCCGUGAAACAGUUGUAACGAAUGACCGCUGGGGAUAUGGCAGCAUUUGUAAACACGGUGGGUACUACACAUGCACUGACCGUUACAACCCGGGCCAUCUCCUCAGUCACAAAUGGGAGAACUGCAUGACCAUCGACCAGAAGUCAUGGGGUUACAGGAGAGAUGCUGUUCUAAGUGAUUACCUUGCAAUUGAACAACUAGUGAAGACCUUGGUUGAGACAGUGUCCUGUGGAGGGAAUCUGUUAAUGAACAUUGGACCCACUCAUGAUGGUCGAAUUGCUCCCAUCUUUGAAGAGCGUUUGAGGCAGAUGGGAUUGUGGUUGAAAGUUAAUGGAGAAGGAAUUUAUGAUACCACAUCGUGGAGGGCUCAGAACGACUCUGUCACAUCUGGAGUCUGGUACAUGUCCAAGCCAGAAGAACAAGCUGUUUAUGCAUUUUUUCUUAAUUGGCCAGUUUCAGAAAAACUUGUUCUCGGUGAACCAUUUGCAACAGAGGGGAAAACAAUGGUUAAAAUGCUUGGGUAUUCAGAGGCUGUGAAAUGGCUCCCAUUGGAAAACAAAGGGAUGACAGUUUUGCUGCCACAACUUUCUUACAGUCAGAUGCCUUGUCAAUGGGGCUGGGCUCUAAAACUAACCAGCGUCAAAUGAAGAAAGUUUUAUAUUUUUAAUUUGUUUUUCAAAAUGGAAAAACUAACUUAAUUUGAAAAAAAUAUAUGAUG
This is a messenger RNA of Polyodon spathula (Mississippi paddlefish), 1520 nucleotides long. It is a transcript of the gene fuca2, whose product is annotated as alpha-L-fucosidase 2. Lineage: Eukaryota; Metazoa; Chordata; Actinopteri; Acipenseriformes; Polyodontidae. Gene Ontology annotation, cellular component: lysosome. Bases 58 to 1449 code for a protein of 463 amino acids. Gene Ontology annotation, biological process: glycoside catabolic process; fucose metabolic process. The transcript is spliced from 7 exons. The record is from RefSeq and is a predicted model, not a curated record. Gene Ontology annotation, molecular function: alpha-L-fucosidase activity.